Olea europaea var. sylvestris is the source of this 2800-nucleotide messenger RNA. RefSeq names its product two-component response regulator ARR2-like. Gene Ontology annotation, biological process: phosphorelay signal transduction system; cytokinin-activated signaling pathway. Gene Ontology annotation, molecular function: DNA binding; DNA-binding transcription factor activity. Bases 293 to 2329 code for a protein of 678 amino acids. NCBI's taxonomy places the organism in Eukaryota, Viridiplantae, Streptophyta, Magnoliopsida, Lamiales, Oleaceae. The record is from RefSeq and is a predicted model, not a curated record. The transcript has 6 exons.
AAAGAAAAGGAAAAAUUCGUUCAGGAAGCACAUAAGCACAAAAACUAUUUAAUCUCAUAUUCCUACAUAUAUACACACAUAUAUAUAUAGCGGUUUUUUCCUCUUUUCUCCACUUUUUCUCAAACCCUGCAACACAUGAAGAGAGCUUGAAAUCUUGAAAUUCUGGUUAGUCUCCUUUUUCUUCCUCGAUAAUAUUUUUUAAGGGCGGAAUCAAAAAUUAUAUGGAGUCGAAAGUUUAUUUGGUUUAGUGUUUCUAUCUGGGUUCAUAUAUGUUCGAAAAUUGAAGAAAAAAAUGAAUCUUGGCGGCUUACAAGCAGUGAAAUCCAUGUCUGUACCAAGUUCAAGUCUUUCUAGGAAGUCAGGUGAUGGAGUCUCGGACCAGUUUCCGGCUGGUCUCAGAGUGCUUGUUGUGGAUGAUGACCCCAUUUGUCUCUUGAUCUUGGAGAAGAUGCUCAAGAAGUGCCUCUAUGAAGUAACCAAGUGCAAUCGAGCAGAGCUUGCAUUAAAUUAUCUCAGGGAAAACAAGAAUGGUUAUGACAUUGUUAUAAGUGAUGUUCACAUGCCGGAUAUGGAUGGUUUCAAACUUCUCGAGCAUGUUGGACUCGAAAUGGACCUCCCUGUUAUCAUGAUGUCCGCGGACGAUGGCAAAAAGGUUGUGAUGAAGGGGAUUACUCACGGUGCUGUGGAUUAUCUCAUCAAACCAGUUCGUAUUGAGGCUCUGAAGAAUAUAUGGCAGCAUGUGGUUCGCAAAAACAAGGACGAGUAUAAAGGAAAGGAUUGUGAACAAACAGGAAGUGUGGAAGAUGGAGAGCAGCAGCAAAAACCACCAGAAGAUGCUGAAUAUUCGUCUUCAGCCAAUGAAGGGAAUUGGAAAAAUUCGAAGAAAAGAAAGGACGAGGAAGAUGAAGCAGAAGAAAGGGAUGAUACAUCUUCAUUAAAGAAACCACGCGUGGUUUGGUCAGUCGAGCUCCAUCAGCAGUUUGUCACUGCUGUUAAUCAUCUUGGACUAGACAAGGCCGUUCCUAAGAAAAUUCUGGAACUAAUGAAUGUUCCGGGACUUACAAGGGAGAAUGUUGCAAGCCAUCUUCAGAAGUAUCGUCUUUAUCUUAGAAGGCUAAGCGGCGUAUCACAGCAUCAGAAUGGACUCAAUAAUGCAUUUAUGGGACCCACAGAUGCAACCUUUGGGUCUAUGUCUUCUUUCAAUGGGAUUGAACUUCAAGCUCUUGCUUCUUCAGGUCAGCUUCCACCACAAAGCCUCGCUAUAAUCCAGGCAGCAGCACUUGGUAGGGCUACAAACAAAUCACCCGUACCGGUGCCACUAGUCGAUCAAAGAAAUCUUUUCAGCUUUGAAAGUCCUAAGUUAAGGUUCGGCGAGGAUUCACUUCUUAACAAUAAUAGUAAGCAAAUCAACUUGCUCCAUGGUAUCCCGACAAAUAUGGAACCAAAGCAGCUUGCUACUUUGCACCAAUCUGCACAAUCGUUGGGGAACCUGAAUAUGCAACUCCAAUCUCAGUCAAGCCAAAGCGGCUCUCUACUGACACAGAGGCCUCAAUCUCAGCCUAGGACACCAUUAUUAAAUGAAAUCAAUGGUAGCCAUGUCUCAACUCUUCCAUCAUCUCUAGGUCAACCCAUCAUGUCGCAGGCGCUCCCCAGCUCUGUUUUGCCCCGAAAUGGAAUUGAAAACGUUCGUGGGGGAACAUUUGGUUCUGUUUCACAGCCCUCUUCGGCCCUAGAUUUUUCUGUAAAUCAUGGGACUGAGUUUCCGGGUAACAGUUUUCCUCUCAUGAGUAAUUCAGGUAUACCUAUUCUUACCUCUAAAGGGAUGCUGCAAGAAGAGGUUAAAUCAGAAAUGAAAGUGCCUAGAGGUUAUCUUCCUAAUUAUGACACUUUUGAUGAGCUGAAUCAGAACAGAACUCAAGAUUGGGGUGUGCAGACUGUUGGAUCAACUUUUGACGUGUCUCAGCAUUCAAACUUACAGGGAAGCCUAGAUGUUUCACCGUCAAUUUUAGUUCAACAAGGGUUUUCUUCAAACCUUAAGAGUGAACAAAGCAGGAAUAUACCUGUCAGUAAGGCAACCUUCGCAGUUGGGGACAGUAGAGCUGGUAACAUUUCCAACCCCAGUCAACAACUUAACUCAUCUCCUGCUGAUAUUUCACAAAGGAUCAAGGCUGAAAGACUGCCCAACAUGGGCUUCCAGAAUACCUUCUUUCCUGAACAGUUUGGUCAGGAUGAUCUCAUGAGCGCACUUCUCAAACAGCAAGAAGGCACGGGAGCUGUUGAAAGCGAGUUUGGCUUUGAUGGGUAUCACUUGGAUAAUCUGCCUGUGUGACACAUCUUCCUGCUGUAGCUUAUUGUAUCUUUAGCACUUUCACCCAGUUGCUGAAUGACCCGUUCUGAUUGAAGGCUAAAGAUUUGGUUUCACGUCUGCUACCAGAAGUAGGAUAUUGUUAAUUUAGCUGCAUUAUUCUGGUGUGAAUAGCAAGCUGUGUUUAUUUCUUUUGAAAUUAUAAUGCAAAGCAUGAUGCUCGGUCAGGUGGAUCAGCUAAUAUUGAAGCUAAUGAAGGGGUAACAUGCAAGAUAUGCAAAGAAAGGCGAAAUUUUGACUGCUUUCAGAGUAGGCUAUUGUAGUAGAUACAGUAUUAUUUUUGGGAACUUGUGAAAUUUCCUCGUUUGCGGGUGCCAGUCUAUUUCUCUCUGCAAACUUGUUUCUGCUAACUCAAAUAAAACAAAUGUUUAUUUUUCCAGAAUUUGGAUGCUGUGUAUAGAUUGGAUUUGAAUUCAAGAAACUAUUUUUGCCAUU